Molecule: messenger RNA, 1581 nt
Organism: Microthlaspi erraticum
Lineage: Eukaryota; Viridiplantae; Streptophyta; Magnoliopsida; Brassicales; Brassicaceae
Source: the annotation of a GenBank genome assembly
AUGGCAACUACAUCGUCCUUGUUACCAAAUCAUAAGUUCCGCAUCAAACUAUUGUUCUCCCUGAUUUUAAUCCUUCAUACUUUAGUGUUUGCCAAUUCAUCAAACUCAAAAUUCACAAAAUUCACAAGACACCCAAACUCCGAGUCAUCAUCAAGAAGAACCAAACACUCAACUUCUUCCAACGAUGGGUUUCUUAAUUCGGUCCAACGCAGCUUGGACCACGCUCUCUUAGCUCACUCUCUCGCCUUCAAUCUCACGCUUUCGCACCGCACCUCUCAAACCCUCAUGCUGGAUCCUAUGAACGACUGUCUUGAGCUGCUUGACGACACACUUGACAUGUUGUCACGUAUCGUCAACAAGCGUAACGAUCACGUCAAUGAUGAUGUCCAUACGUGGCUGAGCGCCGCGUUGACUAAUCAAGAGACUUGUAAGCAAAGCCUUAGUGAGAAAUCUAGCUUCAAUAAAGAUGGGAUCACGAUGGAUUCCAUUGCAAGAAACCUCACCGGCUUACUGACCACUUCACUAGACAUGUUCGUGUCUUCUAAGCAGAAACGUUCUUCUUCGUCUAGUGUAAUUGGUGGCCGGAAACUGUUGUCGGAUCAAGAUUUUCCGACGUGGGUUUCUUCGUCGGACCGGAAGCUUCUAGAAGCUUCGGUCCAGGAGCUGAGACCUCACGCGGUGGUGGCUGCCGACGGAAGCGGGACCCACAGGAGUGUAGCGGAAGCGUUGGCGUCUUUGGCGGAGGGGAGUGGCAGAAGCGUAAUUCACUUAACAGCCGGAACCUAUAAAGAGAACCUAAACAUUCCGACCAAACAGAAGAACGUUAUGUUGGUUGGUGACGGAAAGGGCAAAACAGUUAUUGUCGGUAGCAAAAGUAACAGAGGUGGCUACAAUACUUACCAAACUGCUACUGUCGCCGCCAUGGGAGACGGAUUUAUAGCUCGGGACAUAACAAUAGUGAACAGCGCGGGACCAAACGCAGAGCAAGCGGUAGCAUUACGGGUCGGGUCAGACAGAUCGGUGGUAUACCGAUGCUCACUCGACGGGUACCAAGACACACUCUACACUCUCUCCAAACGCCAAUUCUAUCGAGAAACCGACAUUUACGGCACCGUAGAUUUCAUCUUCGGAAACGCAGCCGUCGUUUUCCAGAGCUGCAACAUGGCAUCCCGGAAAGGCUCCUCGGAUCAGAACUACGUGACGGCGCAAGGACGCUCCGACCCGAACCAGAACACCGGGAUUUCGAUCCACAACUGCAGAAUCACCGGUUCGACCAAGACUUACUUGGGCCGGCCAUGGAAACAGUACUCGAGGACCGUUGUGAUGCAAUCGUUCUUGGACGGUUCGAUUCAUCCGUCGGGUUGGUUUCCUUGGUCGGGUGGUUUCGCUCUGAAGUCUCUGUUUUACGGAGAAUUCGGGAAUUCGGGUCCUGGGUCAUCGGUUUCGGGUCGGGUUAAUUGGGCCGGAUAUCACCCGGCGUUGACGUUGACUGAAGCUCAAGGUUUUACCGUUUCGGGUUUCAUUGGCGGGAACUCGUGGUUGCCGUCGACAGGUGUCGUUUACGAAUCUGGCCUUUUGUAA